CUCUCGUCGUGGUCGCUCCCUCGUAUCCAGCCUCGACAAUGGCGCAAUACCACCACGGACAUUCGCAUCACCACCACCACCCCGAGUCGUUGAGUUAUCCGAAGGAGAACUAUGGUGCUGGUGCAAAGUGGAUCAAGCACCUCACCCAGAAUCGCUUGGGGACGUUCAACGGUGGCCAUUUCUCGGACGUGAACUUGUCCUCAGUGCUCUAUAUCCACCGCAUCGACAACCAGGAGCAUGUCAAGUUGGAGGUAUGGAGCGCCCCGGGUCUCACCAAGCCGAGCUUCGAGGAGGCCAUGAAGCAGAAGUUCAGGCCAGCGCGGAAAGGGGAGAAUUUUGGUCCAUCUUGGACGAACCACUGGUUCAAGGUUUCCCUGACGAUCCCUACGUAUUGGGAGCAGUAUGAACAGGUCCAGUUUGAGUUCGACCCUGACUGUGAGGCCAUGAUCUUCACCACCGAUGGCACACCUCUCCAAGGCAUCACCGGUGGGUGGGGAGGCGACCGGCGCGUCGAGUACAUCAUCCCUCGCGAGGCCGUCAAAGCUGGAAAGCACGAGUUCGUCAUUGAAUCUAGCUGCAACGGCAUGUUUGGUGUUCCGUGGAACGGUGAUACCAUCGCCCCUCCCGACAUGAACAGGUUCUUCGGCUUGAGGUCCGCGGACCUCGUCGUCCUGAACCUGGAUGCAUGGCACCUUCUCUGGGAUUUCCAGACCCUUCGUGAGAUCACGGACAAUAUACCGGGAAACACCGCGCUACAGAACAAAGCCUUGACGGUCGCGAACGAGAUUAUGAACGUCUUCGACAAGGGUGACGUCGGCAGCAUCAAUCAUGCGCGGAAGCUAGCAGAAGAAGUAUUCGGCGAGGAUUGGGAUAAGAAGGGCGAUAAGAUAUACGAGGAAGGUGCGAAGAAGGCGCAGGUGUGGGGUAUCGGCCACUGCCACAUUGAUACUGCCUGGCUCUGGCCGUACCGCGUCACCCAACAGAAGGUAGCACGUUCGUGGUCUACCCAGGUCGACCUCAUGGAGCGCUACCCGGAGCACCGAUUCACUUGCAGUCAAGCACAGCAGUACAAGUGGCUCGAGCAGCUCUACCCUCCUCUUUUUGAGCGCGUCAAGGAGAAGAUCAAAGAAGGCAAGUUCCACCCCGUGGGCGGCUCGUGGGUUGAGAACGACUCGAACAUGCCCUCGGGAGAGGCGCUCGCCCGCCAAUUCAUCUUGGGGCAGCGGUACUUCGAAUCCCGCUUCGGCGUCCGCUGCAAGACCGCGUGGCUGCCCGACUCGUUCGGUCUGACGGGGGCACUCCCGCAGCUGAUCCGGCUCGCGGACAUGGACUACUUCUUCACGCAGAAGCUGUCAUGGAACAACAGCAACAACUUCCCCCACUCCACGUUCAACUGGGUGGGUAUCGAUGGGACGCAGGUUCUCUGCCACAUGACGCCUGUCGACACGUACACGGCGCAGGCCACCGUCGGGGACGUCAAGAAGGGUGUUGAGAAUCAUAAGAACCUGGAGUCCUCUGGGACCUCCUUACUCGUCUUCGGCAAUGGUGAUGGUGGAGGUGGUCCCCUCGCAAAGAUGUUGGAGAACUUGCGUCGCAUUCGUGCGACGUCCAAUCACUCCCGUGACAUCCCUCCAGUCAAUAUGGGUCAUUCCGUGGACGAGUUUUUCGACGUCCUCUCCGAGGAUUCCAACGCAGGGGCGAAGCUGCCGAACUGGAGUGGUGAGCUGUAUCUCGAGUUCCACCGCGGAACAUAUACAUCACAUGGCUCUAUUAAGAAGGGCAAUAGGAAGUCGGAGAUCCUACUUCGUGACGUUGAGAUCCUCGCGUCGUUCGCGAGCUUGUUCAGGUUCCACAAGACUGACUACGUGUACCCGAACGUGAGGAUCAACGAUUGCUGGGAGAAGGUGCUGCUCAACCAAUUCCAUGAUGUACUUCCGGGAUCCGCCAUCGGCAUGGUCUAUGACGACGCGGAAAAGCUCUACGCAGAGGUUCGCAAGGAGGGCGAGGCGCUAAUUGAGGAGGCUUUCAAAGCGAUCUUCCCUUCCUCCGUUUCGCUCACCGACCCCACCUUCAAGAAAAAGACUGGCACAAUUGUUGGCUAUAACACGACGUUCUUCCCUCGUCGUGACAUCGUCGAGAUACCCCUUACUGGUGCCGCGUCAAAGUUGCGUUCGCAGGUUGUACAGUCGUCUAAGGACGGAAGUGUCGGCUUGGCAUUGAUGGAUUGCACGGCUGGUGGAGGUGUUGCGUUCGGUACGGGUAUGUACGCGGACUGCAAGCCUGUUUCCGUCACUCGUGUGACCGUUGAUCACUUCGUGCUGAAGAACUCGAGUGUGCAGCUAACCAUCGCCGACGGUCGUAUAAGCAGCCUCUAUGACGUCGCGCUUGAGCGCGAGUUGAUCCCGACUGGUGAAACUGGGGGGUUGGUCAUCUUUGAUGACAGGCCCAACUACUGGGACGCAUGGGACGUCGAGAUCCACCACUUAGAAAAGUUCAGGAAGCUCAAGUUCGAGAACGUUUCGAUCGCGGCGGAAGGCCCUCUCCGUGCCUCACUUAAGGCCAACGUCAAGUACGGUCAGAGUGAUAUCAGUGUUCUGAUUUCGUUGGAUGCUAUCCCGGCUUCGCUCAAGAAGAACUCCCGUUCGUUUUUCCGCUUCGAUGCCCAGGUCGACUGGCAUCAGCGUCACGAGUUCCUCAAGUUCGAGUUGCCCCUCAACAUCAAGAACGACUACGCGACCUACGAAACACAGUUCGGACACGUACAACGCCCUACGCACAAGAACACGACCUGGGACAUGGCCAAAUUUGAAGUCUGUGGUCACAAGUACGCAGACUUAAGCGAGUAUGGAUAUGGUGUUGCCAUCCUGUCCGAGUCGAAGUACGGCUUCUCGUGCCGCGGAAACGUCCUGCGCAUCUCGCUUCUUCGCGCUGCUACCGCGCCGGACGCUGAGCAGGACCAAGGCAAACACGAGUUCUCUUGGGCCGUAAUGCCCCACCAGGGUUCCUUCUUGGAGUCGGACGUCCCUAUCGCUGCGAUUAUUUUCAACUCGCCACUUCAUGUGCGACUCCUCGAGGACAUCAAGGACGUGCCUCUUUUGAAGACGAAGCCUGCUUUCUUGCUAGAGGGUGCCCCGAACGUCUUCCUCGAGACAGUAAAGCGUGGCCUGGACGACAAUUUCGAGAAGCACGACGCUUCUACCAUUGUCCUUCGUCUUUACGAGGCGUACGGUGGGCAUGGCUCCGUCAAGCUCAAGCUUGCGGACCACCUGUCCGUCGUGAAGGUGCUCGUCACGAACCUCUUGGAAGACGAGCUUGAGGAGUUAAGCGUGUACCAAGCGGAAGAUUCAUCAUCAAUCGUCAAGCUCAAUUUCCAUGGGUUCGAGGUCAAGACUAUCAAACUUGUUUUGGGCCCGAAGAGCGCCGUCCCGAAAAGGGAAAGUUGGGUGACGGUUGAGAAGCCCUCUUUCAUCUGAAAGACGCAUCUUUCUUUGCGCAGUAAAGUCAUGCUGCAUUGUAUAGGAUUGUUGACUCCUGAACGAUUGGACGGCCGAAUGCGUCUGUAUGUGAGUGGAUGGCUGCUGUUGUAUGUAUUACGUAGACAAUCAUAGGUCG
Dichomitus squalens LYAD-421 SS1 is the source of this 3612-nucleotide messenger RNA. Its product is annotated as glycoside hydrolase family 38 protein. Gene Ontology annotation, biological process: mannose metabolic process; oligosaccharide catabolic process. NCBI's taxonomy places the organism in Eukaryota, Fungi, Basidiomycota, Agaricomycetes, Polyporales, Polyporaceae. Gene Ontology annotation, molecular function: alpha-mannosidase activity; carbohydrate binding. The record is from RefSeq and is a predicted model, not a curated record. The coding region runs from base 39 to 3473 and encodes 1144 amino acids. Gene Ontology annotation, cellular component: fungal-type vacuole membrane. The transcript is spliced from 24 exons.